Messenger RNA from Hydractinia symbiolongicarpus, 3617 nucleotides. Its product is annotated as leucine-rich repeat-containing protein 74A-like. The transcript has 12 exons. Gene Ontology annotation, molecular function: calcium ion binding; protein binding. Lineage: Eukaryota; Metazoa; Cnidaria; Hydrozoa; Anthoathecata; Hydractiniidae. The coding region runs from base 399 to 2102 and encodes 567 amino acids. The record is from RefSeq and is a predicted model, not a curated record.
ACAAAACAAAACAAGAAAGAAAGAAGUCAGCAUGGCGAACACAAACUGUGCAUAUUUAACAGAACAAAAAAAGUUAGGUGCACUGUUCGCCCGUUCAAAGAAGGUAAUUGUUCCGUAAAUUACAACUGCAUGCUUUAGUUUGUUUACCUUCUCUUCAAUGAUGGCACCAAUAAAAUAAGCAAAAGAGCACUAUCAAAAAACAUAACAAUUAAAAAAUAGGAAGGUUAAACAAAGCUAUAGAUCAACAAAAGUAUUAAUAUUGCGUGUUAAAUAUAUAUAUAUAUCCUAGGGAGCAUCUUAUCUGCAGGAAUUUCUCUGUAUCGUAUCAUCAAGAUUUUAAUAUGGCAUAGGAUUUUUGGAUCCAUAGCGCUAAAUAAGCUAGCAAGUCAGCUGCCAGAAUGGACAAAGACAGUAAAAAAAUUGAAGAACAAGAUGAUGAUGACGAUGAUGAUAGUGGAUGGGAUACUGAUUUAGAUACUGAUGAGGUGGAAGAGGUGUCACACAGUUUGCAUAGAACAAACAAAGAAAUAUACAUUGCAGCUUGUAAAGAAUAUGGAGUCAUUCCAGCCUCUUAUUUUUUGAGAAAUAUGGAGAAUGUCAGAUUAAACAUGGCACAUCAUGGGUUUAGCAUAAAGGGCAUUAAGGCAUUGUCGGUGGCAUUGAUAACAAACACUCAUUUAACAGCCUUGGACUUGUCUGACAAUGGGUUGGGUUCUGAAGGUGUUUACGAUUUAUGUCAAAUGUUGCUGGAGAAUUGUUACAUUACCGAGUUAGAUAUAUCAGAAAACAAUAUUGGAAUUGAAGGUGUUGAAUACAUAUGUGGAAUUCUUGACCAGACUGAUACAUUAAAAAGACUUUCGCUACAGGGUAAUUCCCUUGACACAAAAAGUUCUAUUAUUAUUUGUGAAGUUUUGGAGCAUAAUACAAGCCUGCGCUAUCUUAAUGUCAGUCAUAACUUAUUUGGAGAGGAAGCUGGAUUGCAUUUUAGAACUGCAAUAGCAAUGAACGAAUAUCUUGAAGAGAUUGAUUUGAGUUGGAAUCAUCUGCGUCAAAAAGGUGCUUGUGCGAUUGCAAAGUCAUUGAAAGAAAAUACCACUUUGAAGAAUCUUAACUUAUCCUGGAAUGGUUUCGGAGACGAUGGUAUAUAUGUACUUUCGGAAUCGUUGAAACAUAAUACUUCACUCCAACAGCUUAAUAUUAGUUCGAAUCGCAUCACACACCUUGGUGCAUUGCACUUACAGAAAUGUUUAGCUGUUAAUGAGGGACUUAUUGUAUUAAAGGUUGGUCAAAAUCCACUUCAACAUGGAGCAAUUUGCGUAUUACAAGGUGUUAAAGCCAAUGCCAAUACAUUGUUGGCUGAAGUUGACCUGUCGGAUGUACAAGUUACAAGGGAAUUCAUGGACUUAUCAAAAAAGUUAUGCGAAGGAAACGAAGAGCUUCGCAUUUAUCACGGCGGUUUGGGUGGUUCUCCACAAAAAGCAUCAGAGCGUCCAAAACCCAUGAAAGUUCUUCGGGACUACAUCAAAGGAAACCAAAUGCGUGUGUUUGACUUGUUUAAAAAGUUAGACAAGGACAAGAGUAUGAGUAUUUCCAUACCAGAAUUUGUUCAAGGCUUAAGAGACACUGGUGUUCCCUUGAGACAUGAUGAAUUGUUUCAAUUGGUAAAGUCCUUAGACUUAGAUGGUGAUGGUGAAAUCAAUUACAAAGAAUUCCUAACUGGUCAUCAGGAGGUACAGAAAGAAGAAAGAGAUACAUUCUUGAAAGAUAAAGCUGAUAAAGAAAGAAGGAAAAAGCUCUCCAUGAACCUGCAACCGUCAACACCGAGUUCGGGCAGUAGAAGCCAGCGAAUAUCAGUGGUUAGUCGAGAAAACUCAAGACCUAAUUCGAGAAGUAGUUCCCGUCCAGUUUCACCUGGGCAGCACUUCAAAAACGAGGGUAGAAGAAGUAGGUCCAAUACUUCUGGAGUUGAUGAAAGCAGUUACUUAAGUAUGAACAGAAUUCCACCUUCUACAGCGCCUGCUAAGAAAAUUAGUGUAGUUGUUCGGGAAGAAAAAGCUCCUGGCACGGCUCCAAAUAAAACUGAUCGCUUGGUUUUGGAAUAGCGAUAACAGCAGAAUACCAAACAUAGGGAAUGCAUGGUUGAUGAAUUUUCGUUGCGGAGAUUUAACCAUUGAAAGAAUUAAAUGAUUAUUGUAAAGUUAUCAAUAUAACUUUUUAAACUGGCUUCCACUUGAACAAAAUUCCUCAAUUCGAUUGAUGUCAACCUGCUAUGGGCAAAAGUACGAUUGCUUUCUACUUCGAAACUCGUCUUUUCACUGUGUGAUUAACAGUAUCAGUUUUAUAGUGUUUUUAACCGUGAAUAUUUUCGUACGACCUUCAUAUAAAUGAAUUUGCAUUUGAAUUUGUGUAAAUAGGUUUAUGGUGAAAUUCAUUUAAAGAUGCAUUUUUUACUGUAACAUUGAUACAAAAAAUGAGGGGUUAUUUCAAGUGCAAAAUUUCCUUUCUCUUUUUAAGCCUUUAACCCUUUUUUUUAACCCUUUUAACGCAAGAUUUUUUCGAAGAACCCAAAAUUUCCUUUGCUUUCGCCGAAAAUCUUUCGACUUUGAACCGGAUUUCUGGACACCUGCUACUUCAAAGAUAGUAAACGUAAGCACUGGGGGUUGGGAAAUUAUAUUCUUUUUCACAUGGUCCUGUAUCUGGAUAUCUCAUAGUUGUGCGUUAAGAAACUACGACCGACGGACAGCAUGCUGCUAUUUCGCUUUAAUAGACGCCAAUUCGCAUCCUACUUUGUCUAGGGGUUAAGGAGAGAAAGUGCAUGUACCGCGGUUUAGUGUAAUUACCUAAAGUUUUUUUGGCCAAUCAAAUUUAAAAAAAUAAAAAAAUAGAAGAAUUGCAAUUUAUAUUAUAUAAAGGAUUUUUCCAAAAUUUUUCCCCAACGUUUUAAUCUUUGUUUGCAGAAAAAUAAGUAAUAUAUUAUAAAUAUUAAUUUUAUAUGUCAAUGUUUAUAUGUUUUUUAUGUUUUUUUGUAUACAUGAAAUUUCUAAAGUUUUUAUGUUGCAGGGAAACGACACGGGAAAGUUUUUUAGUUUGAGAAAAGCAAAUUACCUUAUGUUGAAUAUUUCAAUGCGCAUUUAUUUUAUUUAUCAGUUUUACAAAAACCAAUCACAUUAAUGUUAUUGACAGAUCAAAACAAAAUGUUUUUGUGUCACGUGUAAGAAUAUCCCAACAAAUAGUUUUACUAAAUGCCACAAACGCUUCUCGUAAAAUGCUCGCCAUUAUGGAUACCCUGCCAUAUUCUGUACCGACGCGUUUAAAUCUCUAGGGUAAUAAUAGAAAAAAGCCGUUCUACGGAAACACGAAAUGCGAUAUAUAAAUGACGGAUUACCGUAAAUCCACAGGCUACCGACUAGUUUGUUAUAUACGCCUGUUUAGCUAGCUAAUAAACCGUGGUCCAAUAUCACUACAUUGCUGAAGGUAUUUAAGAUUUUCUUACUAUGCUCUGUUUAAGUUUAUUAUACCAUUUCUGUAAUAUAUAAUUUUAUAUUUUUUAAUAUUUUUCACAUAACUGUACAUAAUUUCUGUAUUUUUUAUCAAUAGAAACAGAACCUUAAAAAAAA